AUGUUUCAUGAUUACAUUGUGGAUAUUCGCAUAUCUUUACAUGAAAGCUAUUUAAGAAUUUAUCGCUAUUGGCUUUAUUUUCUUCAAACAUUUGACACUGUUAUCUGCAUUCCAGUUACAUGUAUCACAACUGUUGCCUAUGCUGCUCAAGAACUAGUUGAUGAAAACUUACCAUCAUACGAUUACACUUUAUAUAUCUACUCUAUUGUGACAUGUGGUCUUCUUCUUCUUCUAUAUCCAGCUUACUUGACAUGUCUUCAUUUCUACUUUACAAAUAAUAAGGAUAAAAGCAAACGGCUGGAUACUGCUACUACUACUUCAUCUCGUAGUUAUUAA
Messenger RNA from Rotaria sp. Silwood2, 336 nucleotides. The record is from the annotation of a GenBank genome assembly. NCBI's taxonomy places the organism in Eukaryota, Metazoa, Rotifera, Eurotatoria, Philodinida, Philodinidae.